Messenger RNA from Sipha flava (yellow sugarcane aphid), 1448 nucleotides. Its product is annotated as 15-hydroxyprostaglandin dehydrogenase [NAD(+)]-like. Gene Ontology annotation, cellular component: cytoplasm. The record is from RefSeq and is a predicted model, not a curated record. NCBI's taxonomy places the organism in Eukaryota, Metazoa, Arthropoda, Insecta, Hemiptera, Aphididae. The transcript has 7 exons. Gene Ontology annotation, molecular function: oxidoreductase activity, acting on the CH-OH group of donors, NAD or NADP as acceptor. The coding region runs from base 624 to 1433 and encodes 269 amino acids.
UUACCGUAAAACAUAGUCAAAAACCGUUUUAUGCGCACAUGUUAUACAUGGACUACGUUCAAAAUAAUUAGAUACGGUUUCCACUAUUCAUCGAGGAGAAUAGUAUCUGUGAUGUAGCGUUUUUAAUAUUUUUAAAAUUUUGACUCAAUAUUGUUUUAUAAGCAUUUGUAAAACUCGUAGAAUCUUGGAAGUUUAUGUUUUAAUUACUUUGUUCAUAAUUAUUUGAUCAAAAAAAAAUAAAUAAAUAAAAACGCUACGUCACAAAUAAACUUUUCGUCUAUGUUGUGUAAAAAUGUCUCAAGGGUGUAUAUUAUUCUGUUAAAACGUGUUCGCGUAUAACUUGGUUUUGGCCUCAAAAUAUGUGAAUGUAACAUCCUCUUGAAACGAGUUUUGCAUCGGGAACUGAUUUUUCACAGCACUAGUCAUAGGCAAUUGUGGUGUACAGUUAAGCAGUCGACAGCUAGACCCAUUUUUAUAAGCAGAGACUCAUUAUUUUUUUUUGUACGUUCAAAUCUUUCGGCGUUUUGGCCGACUCCCUCUCUCCAAUCCACUACUUUCUGGCAUAAAUACUCAAAACUCUUUUUUUAACUAUUGCAUUACAAUUCACAAUAUACUAUACUACGAUGACGCUAGAAUUACGUGAACUGGAUGAAUCUGUGGCACUGGUAACGGGUGGCGGCCAAGGGCUUGGAUUCGCAUUUGUCGAAGUGCUGGUGAAAAACGGCGCGUAUGUGUCUCUAUUGGAUAUAAACGAAGAUAAUGGAAAUAAAGCGAUUAGUCGUUUAAAAACCAAGUUCGAAACAUCUGAUAAAGUAUUAUUCAUUAAAUGUGAUGUUACCAAUGAAAACGAAUUUGAAGAUGCUUUUAAAAAUACCAUUAAAAAAUUUGGAAAAAUUAACAUUGUAAUUAAUAAUGCGGGUAUCAUGACGAAGUACAUUACAUCGUGGGAGCAAGCAAUCGAUAUCAAUUUUAAAGCAGUAGUCCGUGGUACUAUAUUAGGUCUCAAAUAUAUUGAAAAUAAAGUCGAUAACAUGUCUGCAGUGAUCAACAUUGGAUCCAUAACUGGACUUUCCAGCAGCAUUUUACCAAUAUAUCAAUCGACGAAAAGAGCAGUUGUUGAGUUUACAAAAUCUAUUGGAUGUGUGUACAAUGCGAGGGAGAACGGCAACCAUAUUAGAAUCAUGUGCAUUUGUCCAGGACCUACAUUCGACGGACUCGAUAUCGAAGGGAAAAAAAAAUUAGAACAUAAAAUGAAAGUCUUCAUUACGAGUGGUGAAGAAAAUCCAGACGAAAAGAGAAAAAUAUUAGUUCAGAGCUCCGAAUACAUUCAAGCUUCAUUUCUGUACGUUAUGAAAAAUGGCAAAACGGGAGAAGUGUGGAUAUCGGAAAACGAGGAAUCUCCACGACUGUCAAAAUUAAAUAAUUUUUAUUAAACGUAUAAUUAAUAA